AUGUAAGUAACUCUUAUACUUUUUAUAAGUGAUGAAAGAUAUGACGCAGUUUCAAAUUAUUUGAUUUCGCUGGCAAAAUGAGCGAUCGUAAAUUUACCACAUUAAGAAAGCGACUUGAUCAACUUGGAUAUCGUCAGCCAUUAGUUAUUGAAGCUAUACCAUUGGUGGAAAAGUUGUUUAGUGAUCUGGUACAUACUACUGAAAAUUUUAAAAACUACAAAAAUAAAUUAAUUAAAAAUGAUAGAGAACUCCUUGCUACCGAUGUCAGUGAACCUUAUCGUAAUGAUAAUGCAAAGUUGAUCCGAGAAAACAAUGAGUUGCAUACAGAAUUGAUUCGAUGUAAAGAAGAAAAUGAGAACUUAGUUGCAGAGUUGAAGUCUUCUGUUCGUAAAUUAGAAAAUGAAAAUCAGGAUUUAAAAUUUCUGAAUACUCAAUAUAUACAUAAAAUAAAAAGAUUGGAAAAAGAAUCAAAACAAAAAAGCGAUCAUAUUCAGAACUUGCAAGAAAAAAAUAUGCAUGCUGUCAUUGAAACACCUGGUGGUCGAAAGAAAAAUAUUCCAUUUAGAAGGCAGCGGAUGGAUUUAGAAAGUACUUUGCAACCAAACACUGUCUCGUUACGCACAACACAAAGCUCUGACCCAUAUGUAGCAGAUCUUCUGGGUAUUGCUGAUGCAAGAACUGAAGAUCUAAAACAGAAGUUGAACGUUUUUGAGGAUGUUAAAAAAGAAUUGGAACAAAAGCUUAAAAACAUAAAAAAGCAGGUUGAAACUCGUGAUAAAGAAAUAGAUCGCUUGAAAAACAUGCUGAAUGGUGGUCGGCCAAUUGAGGCUGUGUUUACUGACAAUCACCGUAGUAGCAGUGAUCGUGUUGUUGCACAUUUAAAUAUACAGGUUGAUUAUCUGCAACAAGCAAAUAGAGACUUAGAAAAACAACUGGCACAAAAUCAAGCCAGCCAAGCAGAAUCUGUUUCAAUGGCCAAACAACUGCAAGAACGUAAUGAAGAACUUUGCAUAGAACUUGCUGCCAUGGAUAAAAUCUGCAAAAAUAUUGAAAAAGAAAAGCGUAGGGGAGACGAUGAAGUUGAUAAUCAGCUUAUUGCUUUACAAAAACAGGUUGAAGGAAAGCAUCAAGUUUUACUUGAAUUGGAAGCUGCAAAUUACUCUUUGAAGAAGGAGAGAGAUGAGUUGAUAGAAGAAACUGGCCAAUUAAGUAGUGGCAUUAAAGCAGCUCAAGAUGAUAAACAAAACAUUGCAGCACUUUUUGAGAGAGCUGAGAAAGAAAAAAGAAGGUUAUCUGAGAAGAACGCUAAGUUAACUAUAUCAGGAAGAGAAUUGGCUAUGGAGUUAGAGAGGCUGAAAGUUUCCAAAGGAGUUCUGCCUAAAAAAUCACACAAGCCUCCAAAUAACAUCGAGUUGUUAAUAAGAAAUCUUGAGGAUGAUCGAGACUAUUACAAGCAUGAAUGCGAUGCACUACAGAAGAUGAUCCACAAAAGGUUGUUAUCAAAUGUGGAAAUCAACACAACUGAAAAAAUGCAUGAGAACAAUGCGAUGUUGAAGUUGAUGACUGAAGAAAGGGAUUAUUACAAAAACGAGUUAGAACAUUCAUCACGGUUUUCUGAAAGGGAUGGUAGGGUUACAAGUAAAUCGACAGAGGUGUCACAGCUAAAAAGAGAAAGGGAUGAAUUACAGAAAGUGUUGCAGACGUUUGAGAGUCAUCUGGCAAAAAUUCAAGAAAAUGUACGAGUUGUGACAACUGAUCGAGACAACAUUCAACUACUGUAUGAACAGUCAACAGAAGAAAUUCAACGUUUAAGACGUCAAAUGGCUCGGGCUCGCUCACCUCCGAACACUUCCAGAAAAGUGACAGAGAUAUUAGAUAAAGCUGAGAAAGAGAGAGACGAAGCUUUAGCAGAGUUGCGAAAAGCACGAGUCGAUAUACAAAGCUUGAGAAGGGAUAUCAAGGCAAUCCAGGAGUCACAUCAAACUGACAGACAAUUACAAAACGCAAAGCAAAGAGACGUGGAGGAUAUUUUAUCAAAAAUGGAGACUGAUAAUAACACUUUGAACACGAGAAUGACGUCGACACAAAGUAUGAUUCACACUCUUGAAGAUCAAUUGUUUGCUGCUAACCAAUCAGUGCAAAGAACAAAUGAAGAAGUCAUGCAGAAAGAAGCAGAACUAUCAAAGUUGAGAGUGCUUGUAGAACGAAGUGAUAGAAGUUGUGACGAAUUGAAGAGAAAACUGGAGGAGAAAACCAUCGAACUGGAACAAAGAGAUGACGACAACAUCAAAAUAGAAGAUAAAUAUGAAUUAUUGGAAAAAAAAUUAUUGGAAUACAAAAAUGAAGUCGUUCGAUUGAAAGGUAUUGUUUCAUCUUUGGACCAUGAACGCGAUACUCUUCUGCAGCAAGUUGACGAUAAAACAGAACAGCUUGUCAAAUUAGACGAUGGCUUGCGUAAACAGGAAAAGGCUGAUCAAGAAUUGAAAUUCAGUUUUGAAGAAUUAGAAGAGAACUUACGGUAUAAGGAACAAGAGUUGGCGUCAAAAGACAGAGAAAUCAUCAGCUUGUCCAAACAAUUGAGAAGUUUAGAAGAGGAGUUAGCUGCCGUCGCAAAGUCACGUGAUGCGACUAUUAAAGAAAAUAAAAGAAUACAAGAUGACUUAGCUGUAAUGACAGAAGAAAACCAAAUUGUCCACAAGAACCUGCAAGAAUCACUGGAUGAAAGUCAUAAUUUGAAACAACAAAUUGAAGAAUACAUUUUACAAUUAACAAGAAUACAAGACUUAUUAUCUGAAAAGGAAAUCGAAAAGGAAGAUUUGUUGCUUCAGUACAAAACAUUAAGCAACAAGGCUGAUAUUUUGGAAACAAAUAUGCAACAAAGUGAGGACGAUGCUGAAACUUACAGACAGGACGUGUUGCAUCUUCAAAAGGAGGUAAAUUAUUUACAGGACCGCUGUGCAGCAUUUCAAUCAGAAGUUGAGCAACACAUAAGCACUGAAGAAUCUUACGAGUCCCAAAUCGCUGCCCUAACAAAAUCUUUGGCUAAUCUUGAAUCCCAGUUGAGAAUAUGCAGCGAAGAGAAGGAGACCAUUCUUCAAGAUUUAUUUGCUGUUCGAGAGUUAUGUGUGAAACUCGACCAAACAAGAGAAGAACUAACAAGGAAAAUCGCCGCAAAAUCCACAGAUAACGAAAACAUGGAACAAAGGCUCAACGAAACGAAAGCGGAGACAGAAGUCUACAGAAAGCAGAUACUACAAGAAAAGGAAAAUAUAAAAUCUCUGGAGAAUAUAAUUUCCACAUCAAGAGAAAAACAAUUUUUUGAAAAACGUACCCACGAAGAAGAGAUGUUGGAUCUCGAACAACUGAAGAGAGAUCUUGACAAAUCCGAUCGCAUCAGAAAGCAGAUAGAGUCGGAAAACGACAAUCUACGAAAACAAAGUAUUGCGUUGCAGCAGGAUGUGACGUCAUUGCAAACACAACUUACAACGGAGAAGUUUGAAAGGGAGCGCUUAAAGCAAGAACUUCGACGAAAAAGCCAUUCUUCAAUUCCAGAUUUACACCGGACAUCUAAAUCAACUGAAAACAUGUAUGCUACUGAAACAAAAAUAGUAACAACUUCAACAGCAAGUAACUUACGUGGUAGCAACAGUAGUUAUCUCUCUUCCAGAAAACACCUGUCACCACCCACGUCACCCGUUAGGAUGGGCACGAGCGGUGCGUUUUCACCUCUUCAAGUGUCAUUUUCAUCGGAUGGCACUGAAUCUUGACGACAUUAUUGUAAAUAUAGAUUUUUAAAACCAUUCUACAUAUUUAUUACUGUGUGAAUAAUAGAAAAAUUAUGCAAUAA
This is a messenger RNA of Hydractinia symbiolongicarpus, 3847 nucleotides long. RefSeq names its product centrosomal protein of 135 kDa-like. The transcript has 24 exons. Lineage: Eukaryota; Metazoa; Cnidaria; Hydrozoa; Anthoathecata; Hydractiniidae. The record is from RefSeq and is a predicted model, not a curated record. The coding region runs from base 78 to 3767 and encodes 1229 amino acids.